CACAGCGGCUGUCAAUGUCAAUCACAGAAAUUGUCUUUGCGUUGCGGUGUUCGUUCAGUCAAUUCCGUUUUCAUUAAUUUCAUUUGAUAUUUCGUGAUAAAAAGCUAAAUCUGAUGCUGUAAUAUUAAGUUCAAUAAUGGCCAACCAUUAUGAAGUGCCGAACUGGGCUGGAAAACCUCCGACAGGAUUGCAUUUAGAUGUUUUGAAAGGUGAUAAAUUAAUACAAAAACUAAUGCUAGACGAGAAGAAAUGUUACCUGUUUGGGCGCAAUCCACAAAUGAAUGAUUUCUGCAUUGAUCACGCCAGUUGCUCGAGGGUUCAUGCUGCGUUUGUUUAUCACAAAGAUUUGAACAGAGCUUUUUUAGUUGAUUUGGGUAGUACACAUGGAACUUACAUUGGCAAAAUGCGCCUUGAAGCACACAAACCAACACAGUUGCCAAUUGAUUCCAAUUUCCAUUUUGGGGCUUCCACAAGAAAUUAUAUCAUAAGGGAACGGCCAACUGGUAACGCCCGAGGUAUAAUUGAGGAUUUACCCAACACAGAACAGGAAGGAGCAUUGCUAGGGCUUCCAGAAACACAGACAGAGUUGGAUAAUUUAACAGAGUUUAACACAGCUCACAACAGAAGAAUAUCAAUGUUGGGUAUAUCAACAGAUGAUGGAACUGAUGUCAUGAAGCCCCCAACUGGAACUAAGCGCUCCGCCUCAAUGCCUGGAGGUAUCCCAAAGAAGCAGAAGCGUAACGUCUCCUUCAAUGAGGAAGUGGACAUCAUUAACCCCGAGGACAUUGACCCGACCAUCGGUCGUUUCAGGAACCUGGUCAAGUCAACGAUAGUGCCCAAUGCAAAUACACCACCGAGAAAACUGAAGUUACAGAGUGCUGAUGAUAAUCAACACCAUCACUCGCUGAGGUUACAGGAGAUAUCCCGAGGAGGAAACCUAUAUUCGGAUCUGCCUGCCCCCAGCUCACAUCUCAGUCUCAUUGGGGCAAGGUUGGGCUUGUCACUACCAAAUCCUGCGCCUGAUGUUGAAUUAGAAGGACCGGAGCCUCAUCUCAACAUUCACCCUCCUCUACCAAAUUCAGGUAAAGCUAGAGAAACGAAGCUACUGCAGUUAACACAUAAUAUUGACAAUUUUGCCCCCAGAAGAAGCGGGCCCCUCAAGCGAGCCGAAGAGGAAGAAAUACGCCAAAGAAGCGUGGCCGGGCCGGAAACCGGGUCUAGUACCAGGCGUUUGAACGUAGCUCUAGAUCGCGUUAUGGACCGCCCCGAAGUUAGCAGCGAAGCCGGUGCAGUAGUUCCGCAUUUGAAUUUCGAAGUGUCUUCUGACUUUUUCGAGUUCAGUCCCUUGAAAUCAGUUGACUAUUUCAGGAGUGUUUUGGUCGCCAAUCAAUGACGUAUUAUAUAGAUAGGUUUUACGCCAAAAUUAUUGCAUUUAAAAAUGACACAAGCAGUCCCUUCCUUCACUUCCUUUGGC
Molecule: messenger RNA, 1474 nt
Organism: Chilo suppressalis (striped riceborer)
Lineage: Eukaryota; Metazoa; Arthropoda; Insecta; Lepidoptera; Crambidae
Source: the annotation of a GenBank genome assembly